Molecule: messenger RNA, 861 nt
Organism: Erigeron canadensis
Lineage: Eukaryota; Viridiplantae; Streptophyta; Magnoliopsida; Asterales; Asteraceae
Product: GPI-anchored protein LLG1
Exons: 3
Coding region: 120-650 (176 amino acids)
Source: RefSeq, a predicted model, not a curated record
UCCUGGAUCUAUCUGUGUCUCUCUCUAUUUCUCUCUCUAUACGUAUACAUAUACAUACAUACAUUGAAGUUUCUUCUUCUCUAAGUUAGUUAGUUAUUAUUGAAUUAUAUAUUGGAAUCAUGAUGAAAAAGAAGAUAACGAUCUCAUUUCUGCUCGUAUUUUGCUGCUGUUUAAUCUCUUUUUCUACUUCAUCUCCACUUUCCAUUUCAGAUGGUGUUUUCAGCAGCUCUGAUUCUUCUUCAUUUGGACGGGCUCUUCUUCAAGCUAAAAAACCGUGCCCCGUGAACUUUGAGUUCAUGAAUUACACAAUCAUAACCAGCCAAUGCAAAGGACCACGAUACCCUGCUGAUAUAUGUUGUCAAGCUUUUAAAGACUUUGCUUGCCCUUACGCUGAUGACUUGAACGAUUUGUCAAAUGAGUGUUCGACUACCAUGUUCAGUUACAUCAAUCUCUACGGUUCUUAUCCACCUGGGCUUUUUUCUAGCUUGUGUCGGGAUGACAAAGUCGGGCUCAUCUGCCCUGCUUCAGCACCAGGAUCAGGAAGAAACGGUGUCGGGGCUGAUACUAAUAACAGCCAUAACAUCCGCAGCCCGUCAAUGCUGUUAACAUUAACUAUGGGAUUUAUAGCAUUCUUGUUCCGGUGGUUUUAAAAGCUCAAGGUCUUGUUUACCCACGUUAAACUACGCCUGUAAGUUUGUUUGAGUUAUAUUGUUGGUUAUUGUCGGAACUACUGUAUUAGAUAUAGCCUGCGGAUGAAAUCUUUACAUUCAUGUAUAAUUAUAUUUAUUUAUUAUUAGUAUCUUUCGGUUUUUCAUACAGAGAAAUGAUAAAUCUUAUAACAAAUUUGUGUAAUUGGUUACA